UUUGAGCAGAGAUUCACCUGAGAUCACUAAGGGCUCAUACAGAGAAGCAGGUUUAAGCUGUAUAACAGAGCAUUCUGUCCCAGUGGCUGCACAGAUCCUCUCUGAUCCCCAGUGAAAGCAGUCGUGCAUCAGAGAGCUCUCAGAGAACCAGAGGAAUGGAGAGUGUCAGCCCAGGCCAUGCAAGGCCUGGGCGGGCAAACCCCCAGCGUGAGGCCCAGGCCUUGGGGCCUACACUGGAAGGUGUGAGAUCCACCAGGAAGGUGCAGACAAGGAGUAAAGCAGCAGGGAGUGAAAGGAAAGGAGCAGCAAGAAGGUCGAGAUCGGUUUCCUUGGGAAGGAUUUCUUCCACAGACAUGGAGGAUUUGGGAAAGGCAGCUGCCAGUGCUGUGAAAACGCCUGACAGGGAAGUAAAGUGUGUGAUGAGUGAGAGGGAGGGAAGGAAGGAGAUUGUUGGUAAAGAAAGACAAAUGGAAAGUAAAGCAGAAAUUGUAUCUGUGACAAACAUGGAGGGUUGUGUGCAAAAUGUCAGUUCUGAUAUUUGUGUCUUAAAACAUAAAAUGGAAACCAGUCAGCAUUUUAUUUCUCCUGAUCUCUUUGCCUCUAUGAAAUCUGUGUCAGGGGAAGACUGUGAGUUUGCGGGUGGAGAGGCAGCACAGAGCAAACCCAGCAAACAAUCAGGGGCUGAAUAUGCAGCAGCUGCUUUGCACCAUGCGGCCGACAUGCAGUCUCCAGUGGCUGAUUGUGGGGGAGGAAUGGCUGCUUCUAAAACUUCCCCUGAGAGGAAUCAAGCACCCCAUGCUCUGGUAACAAAAACUGCCUCAUGUGCGGGGGGUGUCUGGAGCUGGUGUGGAGUCAGGGGAGGCAGUAGGAACAAACUCCAGCAGCCAUAUUGCUACUCCCUCUGUAGAGAUGUAUAAGAGUCUCACAGGGAACAGCCAUCUUGGUACUCCCACAUCAGAGGGAAACAAUUGUUCUGAUAUAAAUGAACAACCCCAAGCAGAAAGCCUCUUAAAGGUACAGUAUGCUGGUUCAAGUCACAACCAGGAUCAAACACCUACCACUGAUGAACUGGUUGAAUUAAUAAAACUGGCAAAUGAGCAGGAGCUGCAGCGAAAAAAAUUUAAAGUUGAGUUGCAAAAAGCAUUUUAUAACUAUUCCACUGCUGAUGUGGAGAAGCAAGACUUUUAUUUAGCAAAAGUCAACAAAAUAAAUGAAGAGUUCAGAACCUUGGAAAAACAGAUUUUGCAGAAUUAUAAAAAAAUUGGUCCCCUUUCUGAAGUCUAUACAAACAGGAGAAGGUUUGAGGACUCUCGGCAAGCUCUUAAACAGCCGGCUAAAUACAGGUCCAUGAGGCAAAUUGCAUCUGCUUCAUCUACUUCUGAUAGUGACAAGGAGACUAGAAGGAUUGGCCAACUGAAACCAAAGAAAUCAGUUGUUGCUCAGAUACAUGCACCCAAUUUUAUCUUCAGCUUGGAUGAGGCAAAUAAUAUAGAAGAUAAAAUGGGAAAGAGAAGCCAAUCUGCUCAUAAGGAAGAGGAAAGCUUUGUUUUCUCAGAACAGGAUUUUCCCUCCCUUCCCUCUACUUCCCAGAAUGACUGUGCCCAUCAGCCCUCAGCAUCCAAGGAGACCUUCACUCAACCAUCAGCCAAUAAUACAGAGACUUCUGCAGUUGUGCAGAGUGCCCCAAUGUCCUUGGCACUGGGGCAUGGGAAGCUGAGUGAGCAGGAAUUGACGGCAGCUGCUGGUGUGGGAGAGUCUGGGAAGGAUGGAGUGGAUGGAGUGGAGGCUGGAGCAGACUGUGUGAAUGCAAGUGAUGUUAUGGAGUGUGGAGGUGGAGACAUCAGUGAAAGUGUUGCAAGGCAGUGUGUGGAAUCUGUGCUGAGUGAUGUUAAUAAAGUAAACAAAGAUGCUAAUUCAUUGGCCGAUGUGAUACAACCUGUUCCUUGUACCACCCCUUUAAGUACUGCCGCUUUAAUUUCUAUUUCAUCUUCUUCUGCUGUACUCACCACUUCUUCUAUAGCCUCAACCUUUUCCCCAGCCCUUACAGUUUCUCCAAUAACAACUUCCCCUUUAACUACUCCAGCUGUUUCUCAGAAUCCUCUGCCUACAGUGCCCUCCGCACAGCCAAGUUCUGUCUCUGCACCUGUUUCUUCCUCUGUAAGGAGACCAAAUGGUCAGCAGUCAAUUCCUUCAGAAAGUGCAGGCAGCAGAAAUGUGCCCCCACCACCUCCACCAAACGCUUGGAAUAGGCCACUGAAUAGGGUGAGGGUGCCUGGGGUGCAAAACAAUAUCACUGGGCCGGUUUUCAAGCAAAAGAAUGUGAUUAGACUCAGGUGGCAGGGUGAUAAGGAACAAAUGCCUUCUAGAGAUGUGAUAGCCAAGGAGAUGCUGCUUAAGCAAAGUACUUUAACACCUGUAGGCGUCAGGGCUUAUAUAAAGUUUUCUGACACCGAAUAUGACAUUGUGUUCAAAACAUCACAAGCCCUGGAAUUUUUUUGGCAGGAUUAUGACAGCUUUAAACAUUCAGGCCUGUGGGAAAGCUUUAGAGUCAUCUCAAUCACUAAACCUGAGACAAAGAAAGUCACCAUUUUGUUUAAGAAUGAUUGUGUCCCACCUGAGGAUAUUCUAAUAUGGCUUAGACGUCAUUGUAAGGUGCUUACCCCUUUGAAGAAAGACAUUGAUAAUAAUGGAUAUUGGUCAGGUGGGUGGUGUACUAAUGUGGAAUUGUACAUGAGGUAUAAUGUGCCGCAGCAUCUUCCAAACUCUGUCUUCAUUGGUAGUGAGCGAGGGGUGGUUUUUUAUCCGGGUCAGCCAAGGGCCUGUUUCAAAUGUAGUUCUUACCGACAUCGGGCAAGUGCCUGUGCAGUGGUCAAGUGUUCACUAUGUGGUGAUGUAGGACACACCGGGAAAGAUUGCAAUGAUGUGAAAUGUAACUUGUGUGGAAGCUAUGGCCACUCACAUAGGGCUUGUCCAGAGGCUCUUCAUAACAUAAUGGAGAGUUGCCCUCAGUUAGAGGAAGAGAUGGCAAAGGAUUUGUUGGAAGAGAUAAGGGAUGAGAUGGAUUAUUUCCAGUCUGAUUCACAACCAUCGGUCAUUCCCCCUUCUCAGCCUCAUGAUACGGUAAAAGAUCAGUCAGCUGUGGCAAGAGAUGCAGGAGAUUCUGUUCCCCUUACUGUUUCCUCUUUGUCUCAGGGAGCAAAAAAUGAGUUGCCAGUUUCUAUAACAGAGGCCCCCAUCAUUCAGCCUUUGGGAAUACAGCCUCUUCCCCAGAGGCAGAAACCUCUUGCACAGUCUGGAAAGGGAAAUUGUGAACCAGCAGAUAAGGCAAUUCCACCAGUAAGACUAAGUAAGUCCCCUUUCUCACAAGAUUGGACAGUAAUAAAGAACAAAGACCUUUCAGGAAAGCAGUCCCCUCCAAAAUACAUUCCACCUAUGCAAAUCAGCCUAGAAAACAAAUUUGAGCUUGAACUCGAUGAACUCGAAAGGAUAGAUAUGGAAGACAAACAAAGUGUGAAACAGUGUCAUGGUCAGGCUGAUGUGGGUACAGAUAGUGGUGCUGAAGGCGAUACUGACAGUAAGGGAAAGGAGGAAGUUGUUUCAGGGUCUGAAAUGGAAUGUGACAAAUUGCAAGUCUGCAGGAAAAUUGUCUCGGUUGAGUUCAGGGAAGAUGAUAAGGCUUUAUCUGAUGAUGCAAGUGAGAUGAUAUCGUUAGGAGAUGAUGAUCCAAUCCCAUCUGGUACACAGAUUAAAAGAUUUGGUGAUCAAGAUGAUAGUCAGGAUGAGAGAAGGAGUAGAAGGAGGAGGAGGCACAAAAAAAUUAAUAACACUUAACUAUGGCUUCUUGCCCCCUCAGGUUUAUUUCAACAAAUGUUGCAAGCAUUAAAGUGGCCAGUACAAGAUAUCAAGCCUUUGAAGCCUUAAGCCACACCUCAGCUGACAUCAUCUUCUUGCAAGAGACCAGACUGACCACCACUGCAGAUAUCAAGAAAGCAUCAAAAGAUUGGCUUUGGGGUCCAGCUUUUUUUUCAAUUGCUGCAGAACCUGGGGGUGGUGUUGGUAUUUUGUUUAAAGGCUUUUCUGGAAUAUUUGUGCACCGCCUUAUAGAGGUGGAAGUAGGCAGGUGUCUUCUAUUAGACGUCUCUGUUGCAGGACGCAGACUGAGACUUAUUAAUGUUUAUGGGCCUCAGUCUGGGCAUGGGAGAAAAAACCUUUUGAGGGAAAUUCAGCCAUAUCUCCAUACCUCCACUUCAGUCAUCAUGGCUGGUGACUUCAACCAGGUCCUUAGAGCAGAA
This is a messenger RNA of Xenopus laevis (African clawed frog), 4292 nucleotides long. RefSeq lists its product as uncharacterized. The record is from RefSeq and is a predicted model, not a curated record. NCBI's taxonomy places the organism in Eukaryota, Metazoa, Chordata, Amphibia, Anura, Pipidae. The transcript has 2 exons. Bases 910 to 3831 code for a protein of 973 amino acids.